GCUGGAUGCGCUGUCCCCCCCCACCUGCGGCGGGGCGGAUGGUGCGGCCCGGCCGGCGCGUCCCGUUGCCGGGUGCGGCGGUGCCGCCAUGGCCGCGACCGGAGCGGGGCUGCCACGGGCGGGCUGCCUGGAGUUCCUGUCUCUCGUUAAGGUUUUUGAGAGCCCUGCCCCGUGAAACCACCUGUGCCACGCGUGUGAGGAACUUCAUUCCUUCAGCGGAGAAUCUCACUCCUGAAGUUUGUCACUGCUUUGUGAGAUUCAAGAAGACCUUCAGAAGCUCAAAAUGGAAAAAACCAACUUGAAAGGCAAUGCAGAAUCUGUGGAUAUUUGUGACCUCAGAAAAGCCACUGAAAGGACUGAACUUGGGCUGAGAAAAUACGCUGAAAAAUAUUUAAAUGUUAUAGAUGGCCAAGAGUUAACUCUUUCCUCAGCUGGUAAUAAAGAAGUAAAUUCCAAAGAGCCCCCUAAGUGCAGGAAUCCUCCUUUUGGUGCCUGUGAGCAGCAGCUGCUGUUGCCACCAGUUGAACCCCUGAGUGUCCAGAGGUGCAGCAAACCAGCCCCAGGCGUGUGCCAGGACCCUCAGCAGCAGGUGGAAAUGGAUUUUAAAAUUGUGCUUGACCCAGAGAACAUGGAUAAUAAAGCUGGUUUAAAACAUCCAAAUGAUGAGACCAGGCUGCCACUUAUAACUAAGAAAAAGUCUGCUCCUAUGUGCAGCCAGAAGACAGGGAAAGGUCCCCCGGUCACCAACCCCUGGGCUUUGCCUGCCUUUCACUCCCUGGGCUCUGCCUUACCCCUGGGAGAAGGGGACACCCCCAAAGGUACGCUGAGCCCACAGAGGCUCAUCCCUGCAGCAGCACAGAGAGCUCUGCCAGCCCCCCGUGCUGUGUGCACAGCAGCUCCUUUCCCUCAGUUCCCCAGGCAGCACAAGAAAUCAGCUCUAGGGGAGAUCAGUAGCAGGCUGGACCCUGCAAACACAGACACCAUCACCCUCCCAAAGCCAAAGGAAGCAAUUUGUGGCCCUUCUUCCUCUGGUAAAGGGAACACAGCACCACUCCCAUCCAGCAAUUCCGUGGUUUUGACACAGAAACUGAAGCCAGGGCGGAGGAAUCCAGCUCAGCAGUUGGAAUCUGAGGUGAACACUCUCUCUCAGACACAGCCCCCACAAACAGCUCAGCCCUUCCAGGAUUCCUUGGACGGGGACACUGCUGCUCAGCAGAAGGCUCCAGGUUUCCUGGCACUCCAGCACCACCGUCCCUCCUCUCGGGGGAGAGCUGCGGGGCUUUUGGAACCCACUGAAAACCUCCUCAAACCCCUCGCCGUCCCCUUGACCCCCACCAGCGGCCAAAAACCAUCGCAGACCCCCUCGGAUUUCGAGGAGAAUCCCACCAAAAGCGAGGAUUUGUCAGUGAUGAAGAAUCAGCCGGCUGUGGAGGAGCUCCCGGGCGGAGCCGGCCGGGGCAGCGCGGGGCCGGGGGGCAGCGCGGGGCCCUCGGCGGGGCUCGGGGGGCUCCGGGGCCGGGCCGUGCCGGGCUGCGGGCCGGGGCUCCGGGGCCGGGCCGUGCCGGGCUGCGGGCCGGGGCUCCGGGGCCGGGCUCACCUGGCAGCGCUCGGCAGCGCCCCGGGGGAAGCGCGCCGCAGACACCUGGAGAAUUUCUACAGCAGGGCCAAGCAUCUGGCAGCCAACUGGAAUCGCAUCAGGACCUCCAGGAGGACUAUUAUCCAUAUCCCAUCAUUAGGAUACUCCCAGCACGUCCGUGAGCACAUCCCUGACCUUGCUCUCCAGCAGAACCUGCAGAUGGGGAGGCUCUGUGACAUCCUGGAUGCCAACGUGGACGUCAUCUACAUCUGCCCCCUUGCUCUGAGUGAGGAGUUGCUGCAGUAUUACCAUAAACUCCUGGGUCUGCAGGCAGCUGUUAGAUCUGGGAACCCCGAGGACACGGCUGACCUGCAGGACAGGUUCACAAUUCUCACCCCUGAAGCUAUAAACAGCUUCCCUGAGCAUCAGCUGUGCCUGGCCACGGUGCUGCGGCACAGCCCCGGGACGCUGCGGCGGCUGCGGGCGCUGCUCCGGGGCAGGGCUGCCUUCGUGGUGGGCGGUGUGCCCCACCCGGACGAUCUGGCCGUGGCUGACGAGCUCCGGGUGCCCCUGCUGGGCUCGGAGCCGGCCGUGGCUCGGCUCUGCAGCUCCAAGUCCGGCAGCAGGAGGGUGUUCGCCAGUGCUGGAGUGCCGCUCCCUCCUGGGGAGGGGGACAUCCACGGCUGGGAGCAGCUGCUCCGUGCCCUCGGCCAGCUGGUCCUGGACCAUGCGGAGGUGCAGCGCUGGCUCUUCAAGGUGGACGAUGAGCGUGGAGGGAACGGCACUGCCUUCUGCGAUGUCACCUCCCACCUGCAGUGCUACCCCUGGCUCCUGAGGCAGCGCCAGCGACACGGCCCCGAGGUGUGGGCAGAGAGCCAGGCUCGUGAGCUAGCUUUGGUGAAGAUCUCCCAGGAGCUGCCGGGCCUUUUAGCACAGCACGUACAGCCAGUCAAUGAGAAACGAUUCCCUACAUGGGAAAAAUUCCUCCAAACAUUUCUUACUCAAGGUGGAGUGAUCGAAGCCUUCCCGUCCUCGGCCAGCGUCACCAACCUGUCUGUGGAUCUGCUGAUAGAGCCAACGGGGGAGGUGACACUGGUGUCAUCUGGGGAUCAGCUCCACGCCGAGGGGCCCCUCAGGUCCUGGGGCAGCACCAUCCCGCAGCGUUCCGUGGAUCCAGAGCUUCUCCAAGGCCUCUGCUGGAAAAUUGGGGAGGCCUGUAAAUCCAGAGGAGUGCUGGGCUACUUCUCCGUGGACUUCGUGGCUUUCACCCAUCCCCAAACGAGGGAGCAGCAGGUGUGGGCAACAGACCUUGACCUCUGCUACAGUGACCAGCUGGCCCUGACUCGGCUGCUGCUGUACAUGACAGAUGGAAAUCUGGAUUGUGGCUCCUGCCGCCUGCAAGGACCUCUGGGCUCACAGGAGAGCAAAAGCCAACAGGUCCAGCACGAGGGAACACAACCUCCAGCCCCGGGCAGCCCGCGCUGUGCCGUGGCCAGCAGCCAGCUGAGGCACGCCAGCCUCCCGGGGAUCCCCUACAGCCUCCUCCUCCACAUCUGCACAGCUCGAGGGGUUGGAUUUGACCUCCAGGAAAAACAAGGAACAGUUUUUGUGUUGUAUGAAGACCAGAAGCGACACAGCCUGGGAAUGAUAACAAUUGGAGAGGAUCUCCAGGGGGUCCUCCUGACCUUUGCUCGCAAUCUCUUCAUCAUCCAUCAAGAAAUAUCAGCACCUAAUAUGCAAGGCGAGACCAAUUUUAAGAUGGCAAUUCGAGACAUCGAAGCAAUUCUAGGAGUUACAGCAGAGCACAAACUGAGAUUGGAAGAAGAGCAACCUUGGGAAGCAGAUGCUGUGAAAGAAUAGUUAACAGAAAAUGUUCAAGUGCCUCAUUCCUUAUGCUUCUGGAAAUGCUCUCUCAUCUGUAAGAACAGGUUUGGUUUUCCUUCUGAGCUGGUAUGUGAAGUAACAUUAACUGAGACAGAAAAUCUCCGUGGUUGCUGGCUGUGGCACUGGGAACAUCCCACCUUUCUGUUCUGGUGGAAAAGCACAGCAUCAUCCUCAUGCUCGUGUCCCUGUUGCCAUUCCUGAAGUUCAGCGUGUGGGUUAAAAAUCUAAUUAAUGGGGUCAUGCUGCCUUUGUCCCUGACACAGAGCAGGAGGAGCAGGUCCACUGGAAAGAGCCCCAAGAGCCCAAAUUCCCUUUCCUGUGAACACUGAAAGGCUUCUGGCAGGGAAGGAGGUCCAGGUUAGAGCUGCCACGGAGUCCAGAGGCCACCAGGAUGGGCAGAGGGAGGGAGCAGCUCUGCUGGGAGGAACGGCUGGGAGAACUGGGAUUGUUCAGUCGGGAAAACUGGGAUUGUUCAGCCUGGAGAGGAGAAGCUUUGGGGUGAGCUCAGGGUGGCUGCAGGAAAGAAGGAGACUACACAGGAGGACCUGGAGUGCCAGGACAAGGGGAAUGGCUUCAGACUGAAGGGGGUCGGGGUUAGGUGAGAGAUUAGGAAGGAAUCCUGCCCUGGCAGGGUGGGCAGGCCCUGGCACAGGUGCCCAGAGCAGCUGUGGCUGCCCCUGCAUCCCUGACAGUGCCCAGGGCUGGGCUGGACAGGGCUUGGAGCACCCUGGGAUGGUGGGAGGGAUCCCUGCCUUUGGAAUGGGAUGGGAAUGAGGUGAGAUUUAAGGUCCCUCCCAACCCCAACCAUCCCGUGGUUCUUUUGCCUAUAAAUGCCUUAAUUUAAACCCCACUUUAUCAGUAAUCCCAGCAACCCACAUUCCUCUGCAGAACCAUCUCCAUUGUGAUGCUGCUUUUUCUGUUACCUAAAGGCUUCUGCAGCAGUUCUUUUAUGGUCAUUUUCAAAUUAUCAAAAAAAUCAGGAAUAGCACUAAUUCAUCCAUAGAAUUCUGCUUGCACUAUGAUUCCCAGAAUUCCAUGACUUCUGCGGGUCUGUCCAUCUAUAUUUUGGAUAUUGGUGAUCCUUUUGUCACAAUUGCUGUGCAGUGUUGUUAAAGGACAUAUCUGUAAAAUUAUCUUUAUCAAAUUAUCAAAUCUUUAAUAUCCCAACAGUCAACACAUUCCCCAUUUUGCUGUGGAAGAGCAGAUCUCACUGAAUGGAGAUUGUUAUCCUAGGAAUGACAAGUAUCCUUGGGAUUACUCCCCAAAAAGCUCAGGGAAAACCAGUUUUAACACAAAUACUGCUAAAUGAGACCAAGCAGUUGCACAAGAUCAGCACCCAGCUUUUCUGAUAGCAAAUCUUUGAUCCCUCAGCAUGAGACAUUAUUUUUUGUGGAGUUUUUUCCUCUUUGGAUUUUCCUACUUUGGUCACAGAAUUAAUUCAUUGCAGAUGAAAACCAUUUCCAUAAAUGCCGAUUCCUGCUUCCAAUAAAAAUCCACAAGGCUGUUUUUAA
Prinia subflava (tawny-flanked prinia) is the source of this 4971-nucleotide messenger RNA. RefSeq names its product IQ motif containing H (gene IQCH). The transcript has 22 exons. Lineage: Eukaryota; Metazoa; Chordata; Aves; Passeriformes; Cisticolidae. The record is from RefSeq and is a predicted model, not a curated record. Bases 284 to 3436 code for a protein of 1050 amino acids.